UAGUGCUAUUUUUUUUUUCUGAGUUAUAUCAGAGCGAGUGAGAAAAAGAAACUCAAAACAACACUGAGUCAUGGGCGGCGAGUCGAGAUACGAGAUCGCGCAGAACGCGUACAUGAAGAUCGUCCUCCACGCCCUAAAGCACAAAUCCUCCGCCGUCAACGCCGUCCUCCUCGGCCGCGUUUCGCCGACCAACGACGUCGUGGAGAUCACCGACUCCGUCCCUCUCUUCCACUCCCACCUCGGCCUCCUCCCUCAGCUCGAGAUCUCUCUCAUCCUCAUAGAGGAGCAUUAUGCUGCGAAAGGCGUGAACAUUGUGGGCUAUUUUCAUGCGAAUGAGAGGUUUGACGAUUACGAGCUUAGUGGGGUGGCCAAGAAUGUUGGUGAUCACAUCUAUCGAUACUUUCCCCAAGCUGCCAUUCUGUUGUUGGAUAACAAAAAGCUUGAAGCUUUACCUACGGGUAAGGACCGGAGCCCUGUAAUGCAGCUUUACACGAGGGAUUCAUCUAAGAACUGGAAGCUGGCUGGAGGGGAGGGAAGCAGCCAGUUGACCAUUAGGGAGCCAUCAGCAAAUGCAGUACUAUUGGAUCAUAUUUCAACUGAAAAAUGGCAGGACGUUGUAGAUUUUGACGACCACCUUGAUGACAUUAGCAAGGACUGGCUGAAUCCUGAGCUCUUCAAGUAAUCUUGUCAUUUGUUCCAGCUUUUCAGCAACCAGUUUGUGUUGCAGUGGUUGAUGUUUAUGUCUAACUCAGUCUCUUAUGCUGGAUUUUGGAUGAAAACGAUAAAUUGAUUAGCUAUUUAGGUGACAAAACUAAAGAGAUCAGAGAAUUUGGUUGAUCAUUUGCCUAUGACUCUUUUACUUUUUGAGAUAGUUUCUUGGUUUAUGUAUCAAUUGAAAAUGUAUUCUCUCCUGUUAAAUUUUGAGUUGCUUGGAGAACCUAUGUGGUUUCUUAAUUAGAAAAUUUCAGCUCAAAUUUAUGAUUACAGAGUUGGAAUGACAAGCCAUAGUUUCUCAAA
Quercus robur (English oak) is the source of this 1017-nucleotide messenger RNA. Its product is annotated as ER membrane protein complex subunit 8/9 homolog. The coding region runs from base 71 to 682 and encodes 203 amino acids. The record is from RefSeq and is a predicted model, not a curated record. NCBI's taxonomy places the organism in Eukaryota, Viridiplantae, Streptophyta, Magnoliopsida, Fagales, Fagaceae. The transcript has 5 exons. Gene Ontology annotation, cellular component: EMC complex.